Molecule: messenger RNA, 1611 nt
Organism: Aspergillus wentii DTO 134E9
Lineage: Eukaryota; Fungi; Ascomycota; Eurotiomycetes; Eurotiales; Aspergillaceae
Product: NADPH-adrenodoxin reductase
Exons: 3
Coding region: 1-1611 (536 amino acids)
Biological process (GO): ubiquinone biosynthetic process
Cellular component (GO): mitochondrion
Source: RefSeq, a predicted model, not a curated record
AUGAAUCUUAAACGCACGCCCUACGUAUGUGCCCAAUGCACCGCGCAGAUCGGCCGCCCGCCGCUGCGUCGUCCACAUGGCCUGGUGUCGUCACGUUUCACUAUGCAACGACGUUAUAACAGCCAGACCACCGUUCAAACGGAUCGACCUUUUCGUGUUGCCAUUGUGGGAUCGGGUCCGGCAGGUUUCUAUGCGGCCUAUCGAUUGCUAGGGAAGUCGCAGGAUGCGGUGGUGGAUAUGUAUGAGAAAUUGCCCGUGCCUUUUGGGUUGGCGAGGUAUGGGGUCGCUCCAGAUCAUCCGGAAGUUAAGAACUGCGAAGAAAAGUUCACAGAAGUUGCAGCAUCUCCCCGUUUCAAUUUCAUCGGCAACGUCGAACUGGGCGAGACUCUUCCACUGCAAACGCUCAAGCCACACUACGAUGCCAUUCUAUUCGCGUACGGAGCACCAAAGGACAAGGAACUGGGAAUCCCUGGAGAAAAAGCUGUUCGGAAUGUCUACUCGGCUCGGGAAUUUGUGGGUUGGUAUAAUGGUCUCCCGGAGCAUCGUGAUCUGGCGCCUGAUCUUACUGCGGGUGAGGACGCAGUGAUUAUUGGACAGGGGAAUGUGGCUCUGGAUGUUGCCAGAAUUUUGCUGUCGGAUAUUAAUACCCUGCGCAAAACUGACAUUGCUGAGUAUGCUGUGGAGGAAUUGGUCAAGAGCAAGAUCAAGCGAGUUCGGGUGGUGGGACGUCGAGGGCCAAUGCAGGCUGCAUUUACUAUUAAAGAACUUCGGGAAUUGCUGCAACUUCCGGGCGUGUCAUUCGACCAGGUCCCUCGGGAAUUGCUACCCCCAGAAGAUGUCAUGGCAUCGCUUCCGAGAGCCCAGAAGCGGUUGAUACAAUUGCUCGCAAAGGGUUCGACUAACGACCCCGCAAGUGCAAACAAGUCAUGGUCGUUGGAUUUCCUCCUUUCGCCCGAAUGCUUGAACUGGUCCCCUGUCCAUCCUUACCGCAUGUCGCAUGUGCGGUUCGCCCGCAAUGAGCUUGAUCCCGCAGACCCUUUCAGCCCCAGCGCAAAGGUUACGCCAAAGCAUCUUUCGAGUGGCAAGCGAGCAGAGGUCGACGUUCCCGCCAACACGUUCUUCCGCAGUGUAGGGUACAAGUCGCACCCUCUGCCGGGCUUGGAAGAUCUGGGCAUCCAGUUUGAUGACAGACGGGGAGUGAUUCCCAAUGACGGAUUUGGCAGAGUAACAAGCCCGUCGAAUACUGGCGAUAACCAGCGGCUGCCUGAUGGAUCGCUCAUUUCGCAUCUGCCGGGACUUUACUGCGCUGGCUGGGUCAAACGUGGACCAACCGGAGUGAUUGCAACUACUAUGACUGAUGCAUUCAGCACCGCUGACACUGUGGCAGCAGACCUAGCCCAACAAAAUAAGCCAACCUUGCUGAAUGCAAAGGGCAGUUCCGGUCUUGGCUGGGAGGGAGUGCGUCCCGAGGCCGAGAAGCUCGGAGUACGAGCCACGAGCUGGAGUGAUUGGCAGCGCAUUGACUCUGUAGAACUGGAACGGGGGGCGCAGAAGGGCAAGAGCCGGGAUAAGAUUGGACGAGUGCAAGAGAUGCUGGAUGUUGUUUUGUAG